UCCACACUUUGCAAUUUCUAGUGAAUCUUCAUAUCAUUCUGGAAUGGGUGAUGAAAGGUCUGCUGAAAAUGACGAGAGACUUAUUUAUGAGGCAGCAUUACAGGAUAUCAGUCAACCUAAAACAGAAUAUGACUUACCUGCUGGUGUAUUGUCUGUCUCUCUUAUGAGACAUCAGAAAAUUGCAUUGGCUUGGAUGCUUAAAAGGGAAACCAAGAGUUUGCAUUGCUUGGGGGGAUUUUUGGCUGAUGAUCAGGGUCUUGGAAAGACUGUAUCAAUGAUUUCCCUCAUUCUGGCAUUGAGGUCAUUACAAUCAAAAUCAAAAACAGAUCAUGUGUGCAACCAUAAAACUGAAGCUUUGAAUUUGGAUGACGAUGAUGUCAACGGUCGAACUCUGGAUGUUGUAGAGAUUCGCCGUCAUCUUCUAUUGAUCUAGAGGUUGAUGACAGUGAUUCAGAGGGUCGGGUUGCAAAACACGCAAGAAAGGAUUCAAAGUCCACAACUGAAGGACCGAUAAAGGCUAUAGUUUUUUCCCAGUGGACUAGCAUGUUGGAUUUAGUUGAGACAUCAUUGUGUAAAUUUGGUAUACUGUACAGGAAACUUGAUGGUAGGAUGACUCUGGGUGCAAGGGACAAAGCUGUUAGGGAUUUCAAUACUGAACCUGAGAUAACUGUUAUGCUGAUGUCACUUAAGGCAGGAAACCUUGGAUUGAAUAUGGUUGCUGCUUGUCAUGUUAUUCUUUUGGAUCCGUGGUGGAAUCCAACAACUGAAGAUCAAGCUAUUGAUCGAGCCCAUAGAAUUGGACAAACUCGUCCGGUUACUGUGACAAGGAUUACUAUUGAAAAUACGGUUGAAGAUCGGAUACUGUCUCUUCAGGAGGAAAAGAGAAGAAUGGUUGCAUCUGCUUUUGGGGAAGACCAUGCUAGUGGGUCUGGAACUCGCCUUACAGUGGAUGAUCUGAAAUAUCUCUUCAUGGUCUAGACUCAAGACCUCUUUUGCUUCUUCUUCUCAUAUGAUGGAUGGAUAAUUUGAAGUUUUGUUUUGUUUUGGGAGAUUUGGCAUGGAGUUGGAAUGGUUGUUCUGAAGGAGGGGUAUGACUUUUUUGGUAGGAGAGGCUUGGUUGAUCCAAGUGGUAAUAUGAUCUGUUUUGAGUCCACAAGGGCAAUUUUGUCCUCCAUGCUUUUAUAUUGCUGAAGGCUGUCUGUAAAUAUUCUUAUCUAAUUGUAAUAUGGUUUAUGAUAAUAUGGCCUUGUGCAACAGCCCUUCCUUUUGUGGCAGUGUAUAGUUUUCUUGCCAGAUUUUGAAUUACUGAUCAUACUGUGGCCCCCUCCCCGGCAUUUAUACCAAGUUUUACCGCAAGCUUAUGUUUAUGC
Molecule: messenger RNA, 1370 nt
Organism: Vigna angularis (adzuki bean)
Lineage: Eukaryota; Viridiplantae; Streptophyta; Magnoliopsida; Fabales; Fabaceae
Product: helicase-like transcription factor CHR28
Exons: 6
Coding region: 44-433 (129 amino acids)
Molecular function (GO): ATP binding; ATP-dependent chromatin remodeler activity
Source: RefSeq, a predicted model, not a curated record